This is a messenger RNA of Mauremys mutica (yellowpond turtle), 1687 nucleotides long. Its product is annotated as zinc finger protein 501-like. The transcript is spliced from 2 exons. NCBI's taxonomy places the organism in Eukaryota, Metazoa, Chordata, Testudines, Geoemydidae. The record is from RefSeq and is a predicted model, not a curated record. Bases 17 to 1330 code for a protein of 437 amino acids.
CCUCUACGGGGACGUCAUGCAGGAGAACUACGAGACGGUCACCUCACUGGGGGGUGCUGGGAUGGUGAAGAAGAAGGAGAAUCCACAGCGGGAAGGUGGUGAGGACGUGGGUCUGCAGGGAAUGGUAUUGGGAAGAUCCGAGGGGAAUUUUUACCAGAAUCAUAAACCAGGAAAAACCUGCGAAAACCAGCGCAGGUCAGAGAGGCUGCUGGGAUACGACCCAGGGAAGAAAACCUGUGAACCCAUAAAUCAUGGUGGAGAUUGCGAGGAUCUCGAGGAAACCACAGCCCAGCAGAGAAUCCCCACAGAAGAGAGAAAAAACACAUGCACUGAGUGUGGGAAAAGCUUUAUGCGCAGAUCACAUCUUAUUUCCCAUCAGAGGAUCCACACUGGAGAGAAACCGUAUAAGUGCCUUGUCUGUGCGAAAGGUUUCAAUCAGACCGCAAACCUUAUUUCACAUCAGAGGAUCCACACAGGGGAAAAACCCUAUAAAUGUCUCGAUUGUGGGAAAGGUUUCAAUCAGGGUUCACAUCUUAUUAGGCAUGAGAGAACCCACACAGGUGAGCAACCUUAUAAAUGUCUUGACUGUGGGAAAGGUUUCAUUCAGAGCUCACAUCUUAUUAGGCAUGAGAGAACCCACACAGGUGAGAAACCCUAUAAAUGCCUGGACUGUGGGAAAAGCUUUGUUCUGAGCUCAGAUCUUAUUUCACAUCAGAGUAGCCACACGGGAGAAAAACCCUAUAAAUGCCUGCACUGUGGGGAGAGUUUUGAUUGGAACAUGCAGCUUGUUAGACAUCAGAAGCACCACACGGGUGAGAAACCCUACAAAUGCCUGGAUUGCGGGAAAGCAUUUAGUGACAGUUCUGCCCUUAUUAUUCAUCAGAGAGUCCACACAGGAGAGAAACCUUAUAAAUGCCUCGACUGUGGGAGAAGAUUCAAUCGGAGCGCGCACCUUACUAGACACAAGAGAACCCACACGGGAGAUAAGCCCUAUAAGUGUCCAGACUGUGGGAAAAGCUUCAAUCAGAGUGCGUACCUCAUUUCACAUCAGAGAACUCACACAGGAGAGAAACCCUAUAAAUGCCUCGAGUGUGGGAAAAGAUUCAGCUGGAGCUCCAAUCUAAUUUCACAUCAAAGGACUCACACAGGAGAGAGACCGUAUAAGUGCCUGGACUGUGGGAAAAGGUUUAUUGACAACUCUGCCCGUAUUAAACAUCACAAAAUCCAUACAGGAGAGAAGCCCUACAAAUGCCUCGACUGUGGGAAGAGUUUCAGUCGGAGAUCAACCCAUGUUCGACAUCAGAGAAUCCACAUGGGAGAGAAACCUUGAAUGUUGGAGACGCUUCAGCUGGGGUCAGCUUGUAUCAGGCAUCAGGAAAUCCAUACAGGGAACAGACCUCGUAAAUAUCUUUAACUUGGAAAAUGUUUCAAGUGGGAUUGACAUUGGAGACGCCACACAGGAGAGAAAUUUUAUCAGUUCCAUCACUAGGACUGGCUUUAGUUUUUUUUUUUUUUUGAAAAUCCAAUUCCCCUGCAGAUGUCUUUGAUUUCAUUCAUGCUAAGUCAAACUCAUGAGGGCUGGAGAUUUAAGUGUCACAGACCUGGUAGAGAAAUUCAAAUGAAUCCCCCACACUGUGUGAUGGUUCUGAGCCUAAAUCCCAGUGUACACAUACUGGUGAAGCAGCUU